Molecule: messenger RNA, 2677 nt
Organism: Drosophila grimshawi
Lineage: Eukaryota; Metazoa; Arthropoda; Insecta; Diptera; Drosophilidae
Gene: tey
Product: protein Teyrha-meyrha
Exons: 9
Coding region: 46-2343 (765 amino acids)
Biological process (GO): protein ubiquitination
Molecular function (GO): ubiquitin protein ligase activity
Source: RefSeq, a predicted model, not a curated record
CAACAACAACAACAAAUAAAAAAUAUUGUUAACGAAAAGUUGCAGAUGGAAAGCAACGCAUUUGUUACCAGCCAUUUGCCAUCACAAGCGCUUGUUGUACUAUCGGAGGCCGCUUCCGGUUUGCAUGAGGCACUGCGUGGCCAACGUCCGUUUCCAGCUAGAUUACCUGACGCCAAAGAUCUACACAACAUGUCACUAGUCGGCAACUAUAGCACCCAAUUCCUGCACAACUUCCAUCCGCAUCUGCUGCAGACCCUCAACCAUGGAAUGCUGGCGGCAAAUGGAGCAGCUGCCGCUGCUGCCGCCGCCGGAGCACCGGGCGGUUAUUUUGCCAGCGACCGCUCGCCGCUGGGGAAGCCGUCGGUGCUGUCGAAUUUCUCGCUGCCGUCGGCGUUUUCGCCACCCAAAUAUAUUGGCAUAUCUCUGGAUCAGAAUCUCUUCAAUGGCAGCGAAUCAUUUCGCACGGAUUCGGCCAGUCCCACGUGCACAUCACACGAAUCCAUGGAGGGAUCACAGGAUUACGAUGCCGUUGAAAAGGGUGAAAGUCCGCGCAGCAAUAAUUCUCAGGAUCCCAGGGAUUUGAGACAUCUGCAUAAUGUUAGCAAAGCGCAUACGAUUGCCUCCUCGUCGACAGCAUCCAGCAGCUCCUCAUCCUCCUGCUCCACCAGUUCGGCUGCGGCGGCCAUUAGCUCGGCCGCAGUCGCAGCGGCGACGAGCAGCGCUGUCGUUUCCAUGGCCAAUCAUUUGGCCGCCCAUCAGUCGUCGCCAGCCCAUCAUCAUCCGCAUCAUCAUCAUGGCCAUCAUGGAGCGGGUCCAGCGACACAUCAUCAUAUGGCCCAUGCACAUCCGCAUCCACUGUCGCAUCAUGCCGCCCAUCAUGCGGCUCUGGCCAGUCUGGCCGGAUUGCGUGCGGUGCCGGGUGGCCUGAGCCUGGUCAGCGGUUUGCAGGCAGCUGCUGCCGGUGGCGCCAUACCCGAUCUGUGUCCCGUCUGUGGACUGAAGCUGAGUGCCGAGGAGUGGCAUACGCACUUCCUCACCGAACUGGAUCGUCUGUACAAGCUGAGCGCCGGCUUCGAGCGGGCCAAUCUGCAGGCGACCUACAUGUUUGCCCCACCCUGUCCGGCCCAGGAGAAUGCCAUACGCACCAGCCACAAUCGUUGGGAGACCUUUCAGCGGAUUCGCAACAAUCGUCAGAACCGGCUCCGGCUGAAGGUGCGCAAGCGCAAAUAUGGCGAGAUGUACAUGAUGGAGAGUCUCUACUGUAGCAGCUGUCCCAUUUGCAAGCGCAAGUAUGCGCUGGAAACAGGCAAAUUGCCGCCAGAGGAUGAAGUCAAGUUGCAGGACGAGAUCGAAACGGUGGACGUGGAAAGCUGCAACGAUGAUGUGCCGGAUUCUGGUUCGGAGCUACCCGGCGCCAAUACAGCGAUGACAGUGGCAGCCAAUAGUAUGCAGCCGACGAGCAUGCACAACAGCAACGCACAGCCGGGCAAACUGGAUGGGAUAUUGUAUCGCACGGCGUGCGUCAUCAAUCAGAAGGAUGGGCAUGGCGAUGAUCAGGAUGUGAGCACCAAUGUGACCACAGUGGCAAGUAGCAGCAGCAACAACAACGUCAGCUGGUCUGGCGAAACAACAACGUCCAACAACCACACACAGGCACAUAUCAGUGUGAAAAACGUCAGCGAGCUGUCAUCAACCACACAUCAUUAUUACAAUGCGGAUUCGUGCGGCGUUAGCGUCUCCGAAAAUAACAGUAAUAGCAACAACAACAAGGAGCUAAUGAUGGAAACGGCAACGUGCCAAAACGAUAGCGAUGAGGAUGUCAUUGUGGAUGACGAUGAGACGGUGAAAAUGACGAGCAAAUCGCACAGCUUUAAGCGACGCCUGGACGAGAAUGUCGCCAGCAGCAGAAGCCUGGAGAAUAUAUCGCCACAUGAGGAGCGUCCGCGCUCCGAGCCACAGGUCAGCAGCACCGAGCCGGGUCCCAUGGAUAUCUCGCACAACAACAAUAAUAAUAAUAAUAAUAAUAAUGCAACAACAGCAACCAAAUAUGUUGAGCCCAUGGAGAGCAGUUUGUCGCAGCUAUCGUCAAUGGGUGUGCCGGGAUUAACGCAAUUGGACACAAAGACAGGCAUAAAGGAUCUCAACACGGAUGCGUUUCUGCGCGGUCGCAAUUUCUAUUUCCAUCAGAGCUGUGCGAAUGUGAUGAGCAGCUAUCGACUCAACAAGGAGCUGCUCAACCAGGCCCAGGCACAGCGGGAGGCGAACACGGCGAAUUCGGCUACGUCGCUGUCGCCCGCUCAGUCGCCGCAGCAGAGCGUUGCCACACCGACAAUGAUGGAAUAGUGGUGAAUGUCAAAAUGUCGAGCAAUCAAAAAGCGUGAAUUUAUUACAGUUAAUUAAUUCAAAUAUUGUGGUAGCUAAUGAAACAAAACAACAAAAAGAAACGAAAACAAAAACAAGAGCAGAAAUCAUCUUUAAUUGCGCGUUUAAGCGCUCGCCCAAAAGCAGGCAACAUCUUUUUUUCGCCCAAACGCGAGCCACAUUUAUUUUAGGUCGUAUUUAUUUAUUUGUUCGCUGUGUAUAUUUGCGUGUUUGAAUUUCUCGGAAUUAACAAAGUUUAAUUUCCUUAGUGCAAUUUUUGCGUUGCCUUUCUGCUGUUUUUUUUAUGUGUGUGUGU